AGUGUGGCAGUAGUGCCCUCUCCUGAUGAGCUCAGCACAGAGACUAUUAGCAGCCUGUCAUGCUGCUGCAGCUCAGAGGAUUAAGACUUAAAUUCAAACAUUAUCUUCCACAGGAAAAAUACAUAGAUGCAUCACUUUUUACUCCUCCACUAUGUAUCUGUCUGCAGUAUGUUUGUGUGCGUGGUUUAUAUUUAAUAUUGGGUGAAAAAAAAUGAGUCACAUUCAUAUUAUAACCCAUUAUUCCCACAGUAGUGACCUACAGGAGGGUUUUAUUAUGAGAACCCCCUUUAAUUCAUGCGCUCACUUUUAUUAGAGCUGCGGCGCACAUCUGCAACAUCUGCACAGAGACGGAUGGGUUGAAAUCAUGAGCCAGAAAAUGGGUUAAAAUCAGCCUUAACUGGGAUUUUUUUCUUUCUCUCUCUUUGCUCUAAAAUGUGUUUCGGCUGUAGCACCCAGAAGUGAACAGCAGGCGACCCGGAAGGCUUGAAGUGUGGCUGAAAGCAGACAGAAAAAGCGGAGUCCUGUUCCGUUAGAAAUUGUUCUGUUUCUUCUCCUCUCGCUGGCGCAGGAUGGCUGAACCCCGAUUUAACAAUCCUUACUUUUGGCCCCCUCCUCCUUCUAUGCCUGGCCAGCUGGAUAACCUAGUCUUGAUCAAUAAAAUCAAGGAGCAGCUGAUGGCGGAGAAGAUCCGGCCACCACAUCUGCCCACUUCUUCGGCCGCCUCCCAACAGCCUCUUCUGUCUCCCUCCGGCCCGGCCGAAGGCAGCCAGCACGGCAUGUCCAAACCUCAGCAGGGGUCAGGGCUGCACAGUCCAAGCCCCUCUCAGCCUGAUAUUGCCCUGCAUGCCCGCCCUGCCUCCAGCUCUGUCACAGGUCGUAUUCUUGGAGACGUGAACUUGAAUCUGGAUGACAAAGCAGCUCUGAAAGCCCGUGGGCUGUGGGAGGACUGGCAUCUGCGUCAGCUCAUAGACCAUCCCUCUAGAACGAACCAUGUCUCAGGUGUGGCACUGGCAUCCAGAACUGGGAACCUCAGCACUUCAGAGAUCAUAACCCCCACAACUCCCACUUCAAGCAGCCACAGUCGGCUUGGUGGAGCCCCUACCCCUCAACUCAUCUCAGGGUUAGCUGGAAGCCACGGCAUGGAGCACGGGAAAACAAACGGAGGCUUUGUUGGACUCCUCGGCCCUCCUCCAAAGCAGGAACGAGGGCGCAAGAAGAUCAAGGCAGAGAACGGGUCAUCACUUUUGGUGGUACCGUACCCGAUCCUCGCCUCUGGCAACGAUCAGUCCUGCGUCACCAUUACUGCAAAAGAGGGGAAAACAUACAGAUGUAAAGUGUGUCCGCUGACCUUCUUCUCCAAGUCAGACAUGCAAAUUCACUCCAAAACACACACAGAGGCGAAGGCCCACAAGUGUCCUCACUGCACCAAGACCUUUGCAAACGCUUCAUACCUGGCCCAGCAUCUGCGCAUACAUCUGGGCCUCAAGCCGUACCGCUGCUCCUACUGUGAAAGAUGCUUCCGUCAGCUCUCCCACCUUCAGCAGCACAUAAGGAUCCACACAGGUGACCGCCCCUAUAAAUGCCUCCAUCCAGGAUGUGAGAAAGCCUUUACCCAACUCUCUAAUUUGCAGUCUCACCAGAGGCAGCACAACAAAGACAAGCCCUUCAAAUGCUCCAACUGUUUCCGUGCCUACUCAGACUCGGCCUCGCUGCAGAUCCACCUCUCUGCGCACGCUAUCAAGAACGCCAAGGCCUACUGCUGCAGCAUGUGCGGCCGGGCGUACACCUCAGAGACUUACCUCAUGAAGCACAUGCCGAAACAUGCUAUGGUUGAGCAUGUUGUGUCCCAUCAUUCGCCACCCAACAGGACAGAUUCUCCCUCUAUUCCCAUUCGGAUCUCCCUCAUCUGAGGUUCACAGCGGCUUCCAGCCCUCUGAGCACAGACUCUUACUACCAAGAUGGACCAUUUAGCUCAGAAAUAGAAUUCAGAAAUUUGAAAAAGGGAAGCUCAUCUGAUGAGCGGAUCCUUCUUCUAUAAGUUGUUAAUGAGAAAGUAUUAACGGGAUCAUGCAAAGAUAAUUUCAGCACUUUCAGGCCUGACUCUGACAGACCGAAAAUUCUUAUUUUUAUGUGACCUAAACAAGUAUUGCUCCAGGCAGCUACAUGGAAAACCUUUUUAAGCUUUGUGUUAUACAUAUAACUUUCUUUUUUAUACACUGCUUUAAUUAUCUCCUGUUAGGUUAUAUUAUAAUCUUAAGCAGUCUUCCAUUAUCGGCAGACCCAGGCAACCCAACCCUGCUAACACCCCUGUUUUGUACAAUCCCUUUAAUCACAUGCAUGUUUUAUUACAGCUGCGUAAUGUCACACAGAAAAUGUCAGAAAAAAAUCCAACAACUAAUUUGAAUCCAAAAAAUUUCCCAAUUUAUAAAAUAAUUCACAGGUGCAUAAAUGAUAUCCUUUAAAUCAGUGUUUUUCAACCCUAGUCCUCUAGGCACUCCGCUCUGCAUGUUUUUGAUGUUUCUCAGCUUCAACACACCAGAUUCAGAUGGUGGAGUGCAGCAAAGCCUGAUAAUAUGUUAUCAAUUGAUAGCAGAUGUGUGUAAACUAGCUCCAUCCGCCAGAAUCUUUUCUGCCUGCGAGUGGUCUAGCCUCGAUCAAUGCCCCAGGCCCUAGAACUGGCGGGCCAAUCACAAUACAGAGAUGUGUUUUGAUAUUUCUGGAUGCACAGUGGGUGGGGUUUUGAGGGCGGGACGACAAAGCUGCGUGACGCUUGAGAAAGCAAAAGGAAGAUGG
Cyprinodon variegatus (sheepshead minnow) is the source of this 2793-nucleotide messenger RNA. Its product is annotated as zinc finger protein 362-like. Bases 570 to 1910 code for a protein of 446 amino acids. Gene Ontology annotation, biological process: regulation of transcription by RNA polymerase II. The record is from RefSeq and is a predicted model, not a curated record. Lineage: Eukaryota; Metazoa; Chordata; Actinopteri; Cyprinodontiformes; Cyprinodontidae. Gene Ontology annotation, molecular function: DNA-binding transcription factor activity; RNA polymerase II cis-regulatory region sequence-specific DNA binding. The transcript is spliced from 9 exons. Gene Ontology annotation, cellular component: nucleus.